CUGAGCGCGAAAUCCGGAGGAAGCUUCGUUUUCGCAAAGAUAGGAGAGCCGUAGCUCUGCGGAUUCAGACAAGGAGGCAGCAGGUGACUGGGCGUGCGCGUGAGUGAUGCCUUUCACCUUCGGGCAUCACGUCGUGCACCACGUGCUUCAACGCAACGAGCACAACCGGCUGGGGCGGAUGCUCUUCAGAUACCUCUGCUUUGCCGCCUCCAAGAAGCUCUGGUGCGAGCGGCAACUCAAAUCGACCCUCUACCUCGCUUCACACCCACGGGUAAGGCAAGGCAAGGCCACACAACCAAGGCAAGGCAGCCGGCGCCUUCUCGUCCCUCCCUCACUCACUCUCUGCCUGUCCUGACUGCCUGCGUUUCAUUAUAUCAGCACCUUGGGCUGGCUCUCUUCUACUUCUUCCUUGGCGUCCCGAUAACCGACGACACGCGGCAGCACCACCGCAGCAAGACCAGGGACGCAGAGGGGCAGUUCGGGGCUGACGACGGCUUCUCGGCCCUCGCGGCGGGUCUGGCCGACGCCACUGCGGAUGAGGGCAGGGAGCCAUUCUCAGAGCCGAGUGACGACGAGAAUGAGCUUGACGAUGACGACUUCAACUUGUCCCUCACCGGCCCCACGUUUCCCCGGCCUCAGCUGGCGUUCGCACCGCAGCCCCCGCACCACCAGAACGGCACCGUGAGUACCAUCUCCCCGGACCACACGGCCGCCCCAAUGGCGAGUAGUGAGGCGCCCAUGAGGGGGAGCAGCUCCCAGAGCGAACAGGACAAGAUUUAUUUCCUCGAGCAACAGGUGAGGUGUACAGGGGAGGGGCACGAUUGCGUAUCAUGCAUAAAUUGCCGUCCAUCUUGCUUUGUAUCUGUGUGUGUGUGUUGGCCAGGUCGCCCUGUUGACCAAGACCCUUGCCGAGAUGCGAGCGACCCAGGCGAUGAGCAGUCCACCCCCAGCCAGCGCCCCCUCCCAGCCCCCCUUUCCGGCAAUGGACGUCGAUCAGCCGGCGCAGGGCGAUUCAGCCCACUACACCACCCCCACUCCCCUCAAGGGCAGCGCCGCUGAUGUGCUGCCCCCGCCCCUCUUCGGCCGCCCCCCACCCUCGGACACACACCAAGAAGACGGCUCUCCCAUGGGAAGCCCCUCCGGCGGCGGCUCGCCAAUCGUCAUGCGGUCCAACCCCCCGAGAAACAUCGGCAUUGGCAGCCCUGCGACCAAUGGUUUUCCUGCGGCGGCAGCAGCGUACAGUGGGAGUGUGCCGGUGGGGGGCAGGGCGGAGAGGGGUGACCCUAUCGCGUGGCUGCAACAGUGAGGCAAGGGAGGGCGUGUGGGACGCGGACAUGCGUGGGUGGCUGUGGCUGGGGGGAUAGAUAGUGACGGGCGGGCCGUGAGUGAACGAGAUGUGUAUGGUAUGGGAUGACUGUGAGUGAAUUCCCUACACGCCAUUCACUCGUCUGCCAGCCCACCAUCUGUCUCUUUUUCCGUGACUCACACGAGAGAUGCGUUGGGGUUAUCAGUGCAAUGCAUGGGUCCGUCCAGCUAGGAUGCAUGGGAGAGAGGAAGAAAGAUAUCCAUCCGUGCGUAGUGUAUUUUUGGCGCUUCAACACACGACGGACAGAGAGAGAAGGAGAGGGAGGAAGAGAGAGGGAGAAUGCCAUGCAGGCGGGAGCAUGCAUGCAGCGCCCUUUUUCCUGUCUGCAUGCCGGCUGACCAUUCCUACUCGCUGUGCACAUCCGUCCCAUUCUGUCUGCCGUGUUGUCUUUUGAAUGGUGUGGUGAUGUCAGCGCCCAUGCCCUCUGUGUGGGCGAGGCGCGCCGACGUCAUCCUGCCAUUCACAAUACUGACAUGGUGGACGGAGGGAGGAGUGCCUGACCGACCGAUCAACCGAUUGAUAACCCGACCACAACUGACUGUUGUGUUUUUCCCCUGGUGCACAUGACAUCGCGCGCACAUACACACACGGCAUACACACACGGCAUACAUACAUACAUACAUACAUACAUACAUAACAUGCACACAUAAGGUGAGUGGGUACGUCGGCCUACCGCAGCCGUCGCGGGAUGGAUGGGGUGCGUGGUGUCUGUGUGUCUGUGUGUCGAUCAGUCAGUCAAGUGUUUGUACCUACCGUGCCAAUGAGUGAGACAGACAGACACCUGAGAUAUUUCAUCUCUCGAUGCGUGCCGUGCUGUGCCUUGCCGUGUGCCGUCGGUGUACGUCGAUGCCACACUGGCCAUUUCUUUGCCCUGUGUCUGUUUGUCUGGUGUUGCAGACGAAUUCGUUCUGCAUCGAUCAGUGUUUUUGACGUCUGCGUGUCGAGAACACGUGCACGCUUCGGUUGGCUUCAAUAAUCGUGCUCUG
Molecule: messenger RNA, 2352 nt
Organism: Vitrella brassicaformis
Lineage: Eukaryota; Vitrellaceae
Source: the annotation of a GenBank genome assembly